ACCUUAUUCAAACGUCUUCUUCGUGUUGCCGUUGAAGCGAGGAAAAUAGGUGAAGGCCUGAAGGGUGAAUCACUUCUCAUCUGUUCUCCAUUGGAAGCCUUCGUCCAUUCUGAGUCAGAUCGAAAGCUCACAAGCAUUACGAGUUGAAAUCGUUGGAACCUCGUCGAACAACCGUUCAAAUCGUCAAAGACAAACGAGCUCUGACUCGCCGGAAUCUCACCGGAAAACAAGUCUUUCUGAACCUUUCGUGCUCGGAACUCAGUUGGCGAACUUGAAAUUGACGCUUAGGGCAACUCCAACGAAAAAUUCCGUCUAAAACGAGGAAAUUCUAAAAUUCCCGUUCGCUCUUGCAGAUUCACGCUCGUUCUCUUUUUCGCUCUCGCUGAUCGUGGCUCGUUUUCCCUCUCGAGCUUUCUCUCUGAAUUUGAAAAUGUCAAUGGCAAGCGAAUCUAGCUGGGUUGGGAGGAAGCCUGUGAAACGCAUUGGGGGAAUGUCCGAUGCUCUAUCAAUUGCAGCCGAUCUUGGUUUCUCCUUGUCCCCUCCCCCAUCCCAGGAAGGACUUCAGAAUUCAUCCCCCACAACUGGGGAAAAGGGUGAGGACUUGAUCAGGGUUUUGAGAGAACUGACUACUGUCCAAAGAAAAAUUGCAGAUUUGCAAGUUGAACUUCAAGGUCGAAAGGAUGACAAAAAUGUUGCACAUUUGACUCAUGUGAGUGAAAUGGAAAAGAAGAUUGAGACAUUGGCAAGGAUUACUACUAUACUCAAAGAUGUUAUUCAGAACAAGGAUCGCAUUAUAGCUCGCCUACAGCAGCCGUAUUCCCUUGAUUGCAUUCCUGUUGAAGCAGAAUAUCAGAAACAAUUCUCUGAACUACUGAUGAAGGCAGCUAGUGAUUAUGGUGCUUUGACAGCAUCAGUGGCAGAUUUUCAGUGGAGUCAGAAUUUCAAGGAACCUCCUUCAGUUUGGGGGGAAAUGCUUCGGCCCAUUCCUGUAGCUUUGGCAUCUUGCACUCGGUUCUUUGAAGCCAUGUCUGCCACAAGAGAGUCAUUUGCAUCACUUCAAAAACUGAGAGUUGGCCAUUUUGAUUCCCCUCUACCUAGAACACCAGCCGGAGAUCCUUCCCAAAGAGUACCAGGAGUUUCUGAUUGUCUAACACCACCUCCAUGGAAAACUGAAACAAACUUUGAUGACUUAGGCAUCAGAAACCAAAGAAGGCAACAUCUAGAUCAGCAGGUGGAGGAUGUAAACAGCUAGGUAAAUGAGAUCCAUCAGAAUAUCUGUACAAGCCUAAGGAUCUUGUCUUGCCUUCCCUCAUUUAAAGAAGAUUGUUACAUAGAUAUCUAACAUACUCUUUGUAUCAUUUGUGAGAUAUAUCAUAUACAUCAAUUAUUUUUGCAAAUCAAUUAUUUGUCAUUGUUGUUGCGGAA
Glycine soja is the source of this 1425-nucleotide messenger RNA. RefSeq names its product AUGMIN subunit 2-like. The coding region runs from base 431 to 1252 and encodes 273 amino acids. The record is from RefSeq and is a predicted model, not a curated record. Gene Ontology annotation, cellular component: mitotic spindle microtubule. NCBI's taxonomy places the organism in Eukaryota, Viridiplantae, Streptophyta, Magnoliopsida, Fabales, Fabaceae. Gene Ontology annotation, biological process: spindle assembly; microtubule organizing center organization; microtubule nucleation. The transcript has 7 exons.